UUCUUGUAUGUAUGAUAAUAUAAAGUUUUUAGCGUAAUACUCUUUUUUUCUAAAAAACUUUAUUGUUGAAUGUACGUGUGAAUUUACAUUUACAAUUAGAUAUACACAAAACGUUGGCCUCUUUCUAGCUACAUACAUACAAAUCUUAUAAGCUGCUAUCUGCAUUGAAAUGAUAUUUGCCAAGAAUAAUUCUGUUAUGAUAAUUAAAACAGCAGGUGCCUUUACAGCUCAAAACAUUAUUACAAGACAUUAUUAGUCAUGGUAGUGAAUAGGUAGUGAAUAGAUACCACAUAAAUCUAAAGUCAAAACAUAUUUUGUGGAAUUAUACAAUUUUUCUGAUAUUUUCAGCACAUGUAUACAAAUGGUGUCAUUUAACAGUAUACAUCUGCAAUUCAUAUUAAUACUAAAUGUACUAUUACAAACAAUAUGUUCUAGUGAAACUUCAGUAAAAGAUGAAGUCAGGUGAGAAGGGAUUUUCAGAAAAAUUACAAAUAAAUGUAAUUGAUAAAGAAAGAUUAUUGUAUAUUCUCAUGUGCAUACUUACAUUUAUUAUAUAGUUCUUACAUUAAAGGAAAUUUGACAUGUCCAUUACCGUUAACAACUUUGGAUUUUCUUUAUAAUUUCUCACAGUCUGAUUUGGAAAUUGUGUGGCCUUGUGAAAUUCGUUUUUACUGGUUAUCAUUACAGCCAUUUGUUAAGUUUGUACGUUUUUUACUUAGCUAUGUAACACUUCUCAUUAUAAUACUUGGUAAGUAAAAACGAAAAAAGAAAUCUCAUAUUUUAUUACAUAAUAAUGUGCUGUUUCAUUUUUGUAGUUUAGAUCUAUUGUACUGUAAUAAAUGAUUAAUUAUUUACAUAGGUGUGUUGUUAAAUACCAUAUCUUUUGUAAUAUUAAGUACACCUGUACUUUGUGAAUCUAAUUUGUCACUUUACUUAAAGGCACUUGCCUUGUCCGAUAAUGGAGCACUAAUAUUUAACUAUGCUGUGGGUAUUGCAAAAUCACAUUUUAUAUUUGUUAAUAAUCUUUUCAUGGUAAGCAAUUAAAUUAAAUUUAGCUUACACAUAAUUAAAAACUCAAGUUUAUCAUUUUCUUAGAAUAACAGAUUUCUAUGCGGUUUGAAUUCCGUUACUAUGGAAUUCUUUCAAUUUACAUCUACCUGGCUAGUAGUAGUUCUCACAUGGACACGACUAUUUGCUAUUAUGUUUCCUUUUGGAUUAUAUGGUCAUUGUAACAAUUGCUCUGGAACAAUAAUCAUUGUCAUUUUGAUAUGUCUUAGUUUUAUAAUAUCAUUAACAAAAUUGUAUUCAGGAGGCUAUGAAACAGACAGUGUUUUUGAAUUUAUACCAUGCCAAAAGAAAAUAAAACCAUGGGGUAAUGCAAUGUAUUUUUAUAUUGCAUUAUCAACUUGGUUGCCUCUACUAUUUAUAUUUAUUGGAAAUAUUUUACUGAUUAUACACAUGAAAAAAACUGAAAAAAUUCGUUGUCAGUUGACUCAAAAUUUCAGACAUAAAACGAACAAAAUACAUCAUACUUCCAGAACAUUGUUUGUAGUAUCAACUGUUUAUUUAGUGCUACUACUACCCCUUGGAAUAGUUGAAACUUUGGGACUAUAUUGGGAUAUCAUUUUGAUUAAAUUUCCCGAUACUGGGACAAAAAGGAAAGCGGAAUAUAUACACUGGUUGAAAGAAAAAAUGUUAUUGAAAUGGUGCCGUGGCUUAUGCUUUCACAUAUAUCAUUGGAAUUUUGCAAUCAAUUUCUUUUUAUACUGUCUCACAGGUGAAAAAUUUAGGAGCGUAGUUAUGCAAACAUUAAAGCGGUAUAAGAUUGUAAUGUUUUCAAUAUUUUCUAAACGCAUUAACAAAUAUACAUUGUGUUCAAAAUAUCCGACACAUUUGAAAUCCAUACAGUCUUCGAAUGUUUUAAUAAAAGCUAUUGCGUUUGAUGAACAUUCCAUUUCUGGAAAUGUUUCUACACAAAAUAAUAAUAUCACUGUUGCACAUUUAACGCAAUAGAAUACAUAAAUAAAAUUUAUAAAAGUUUUUAAUAUUAAACAUAAUAAAAUGAAUUUUUUACGUCAACUUUUUGUUUGACACAUUGUCGUAUAUUUCAUGGCAAAUUUUAUUAUUUAGAUCACUUUUGAUAGGUAUACUCUUCUUUGUUUAUGUCUUUUACUCAUUUUAUUAUACAUUUUAUUAUAAUUUACAAAAAUUGAAAUUUCUAUUACAUAUUUCUAGGAAGUAUAUUACUAGUAUUAUUUAUCACAUUAAAUAAUUAAUUUAAAAAAAGAAAUGACUACUAAUGUAGCCAGAUAUCACAUUGCAUAUGCUGAAAUAAUUUUAAAAACUACAUUUUUCUGCGUUAUAUUCACGAAAGUGAAGAUAUAACAAAUUAUGCUAUAAUUUGCUAUAAUUAUAAUCGUAUUGUAUAAUUAUAAUUAUAA
Molecule: messenger RNA, 2441 nt
Organism: Frieseomelitta varia
Lineage: Eukaryota; Metazoa; Arthropoda; Insecta; Hymenoptera; Apidae
Exons: 4
Coding region: 1132-2013 (293 amino acids)
Biological process (GO): G protein-coupled receptor signaling pathway
Cellular component (GO): plasma membrane
Molecular function (GO): G protein-coupled receptor activity
Source: RefSeq, a predicted model, not a curated record